Molecule: messenger RNA, 2977 nt
Organism: Sphaerodactylus townsendi
Lineage: Eukaryota; Metazoa; Chordata; Lepidosauria; Squamata; Sphaerodactylidae
Gene: TSNAXIP1
Product: translin associated factor X interacting protein 1
Exons: 17
Coding region: 30-2162 (710 amino acids)
Cellular component (GO): cytoplasm
Source: RefSeq, a predicted model, not a curated record
CUCCGAGGCCUCCUUGCCUGCAAGCGGCCAUGGACAGGCCUUCCCUGCCUUGCUGGCCAUCCAGUCAGGAGUUUGAAAAAAGGGUCUUGUUCCAGGGAUCUGCGGAGACUUUACAUUUUGAAGGAAGUGCUACUGAUUCGAAGACAUUUCAGAAGCCCAGAACUUUGGAGAGCUCUAGCAGUCAUCUGUCCUCCUGGCCUGCAUACACACCAAGCAGCACUGUCCUGAUCAAAGGACAGCCGUGCACUCAGCCGGAUUGGAGAAGGAGCAUCAAAAGGCAACCAAAUUUUCCCACUUCAAAGCCACGCUACCUUGAAAUGCUGGAAGCCCACCUGCGGACAGAGCUGCAGUCUCUGGAUCUUACAAAAGGGAGAAUUCAGGAACUUAGACUCCAGCCUUAUAGAGAAGUAUUUGAGUUCUUCAUGGAUGAAUUCAAAACCUACAAACCCUUGUUGGCAUCCAUCAAGAAAGAAUACGAAACUACUAUAGCACAUCUGCGAGAUAAAAUCUACUCUUUGGAGUCAGUGAACGCCUACUUGGCCACAGCCUCCGACAAAUGCACUGAGAAGAUCCUGGCCUUUCAGAGGCAAGAGAAAGUCGAGAUAGUGCAGUUGAAGAAGGAGAGGAUCCACCUGCUGCAGCUCAUUGACCAAACAAAGGAGGAAAAAUCUUCUCUGGAGAUCCAGGUGAGUAAACUACAGAAGGCAGUAGCUGAAGAGAACCUCCGUUAUCUGAAUGAGCGUGAUGCCCGCAAGCUACUGCUGCUGGAUCUCAGUGAAAUGUACCGACUGAAGGAGGAAACAAAGCUGAGCAAAAUCCAAGACGAGAAGGGAGAAGAUUCAGUGAUGUUAACGCUUGCUUUGAAGACAGCGCGGCAGGACCUUACGAAAGCCCAAGUAGAGCUGAACACCAUGAAAGCCAAUUUUGGGGAUGUGGUGCCCAGAAGAGACUUUGAAUCUCAGGAGAAAAAAUACAAUGAGUUGGCCGAAAAGAUGAUGGCUCUUCAGGAGGACUUUAAGGAUCUCCAAGAAGAAUACAACACAGUGCUGGAGGUCCACAGGCAGGUUGCAGAGGAGCGCGACCAGUUCUAUAACGAACUCAUCAACGUCCAGCGCAAUUGCACACCACGUCCUGAGUGGGAUAAAUGUGCAGAGGUUAUUGCUGGUGGGCCCGAGCGCUGGACCACUCUGUCUGCAGGCAAGACUAGUGACCAGCUGGUGGACGUGCUUCUGGAAGAUCUUGGGGCGAUGUUGCUCAGAGAGAAAGACACCUUCACAGGGCUGGGGAAAGGUGACAAAAUCCCUAUCUUCCUGAGAUACGAUGGUCUGGUGCGAAACAAGAAGUUGACCAAGAAGGAAGUUGUGUCCAUCCUAAGGGAGAUCUGGAGAGAAAAGAUUUUCGUCGACCAACAGAAAGGAAAGCGAUCCAGCCUGCCAGAGUUCUUCCUCAACUACUUCCAGAGAAAGUUCGGAGAUACAAUUGCUUUUGACUGGACGUACAGUACCUUUGAAAUCAUGAAGCUCUAUCGGUCCAACGAAGCAAUGUCUGUAUUUUUUAACAUACUGACUGGAAACCUUGACGAAGUGACAUACCACAGCCACCUCCAGCAGCUCAACACUCUGUUAAAGGAACUGACUAACGUGGAUGUGGGAAGUACGGGCAAGUUGACCAGCGAACAGUUCAUAAUUGCCGUAAAGGCAGCUUUCCCCUAUAAGACUGAAGAACAGAUUCAGGAGUUAGUAGAUGCGGCAGGCUACAAGCCAGAAACUCCUGAGGAGUUCAUCCUCUACAAGCUCUUAUUCUUGGAGGAUGAGGAGGGGACUCCAGAACCCCUGGUUUUGAAGAUGAAAGAUCAGCAUAUACAUGAGAAGCAAGGAUAUCUACAUGCCAUGCAGGCUGAACUGGGAAGCAGGGAAGUGAGGCCAGAUGACCUGAGAGCCGCUUUCUGUAUCGUUGACCCUGGCUUGCCUGACCAAACCCUGGAGUCAUACAUCACCCACGUCUUCCAGGCUUCCAAAGAGCAACUGGAUUCUGCUUUCUCCCUGCCUGCCGAAACGGUGAUGCAGAAGCUUGCAAGCCUGGACCUCAGGCGACAAGGAGCUCCUCCAGGCGAGGCAAAAGGAACGCCACUCAUGGUAGAACAGUCAUCAUCUGUCUUCUGACCCAUGCCCUUCUUUGCUUCCCUCCCUCAAGUAAAUUUUAUGGAAGAUUGAGCUAGAAUGACACUGCCUUGAAAAAAGCGCUUUCUUCCUGUGGCUGUAGCAAUAAUCCCAGAUUAUCUCCCCCUCCCCUACAGAACAUGAGACCACAGAAUCAAUGUCUACUAUAAGAUGCUCCGUUCUUUAUGUACGCCUGUUUUUUGUAACCAUGAAAGCAGCCUGUUCAGACCAAACCAUUUUCCAAAAGCAACAUCACGUUACAAUCUCAUAUCAUAAAGAGGAGAGGUUGACUUUAGUUCAGACUGGUACCCCCCACUCCACACUGCCUCUAGACUCCCUACUUGACCACAUGAAGAAACCCUAGUCAACAACCAGUCACUCAAAUUGGACGCUUUUGAGGCAGACAGAUUUAGAACAUUCUUUCCUUUGCUGGCCCUCUUAGGAUUUCCACAAAUGUAAUUCAGACUGUUUUGUUCCUUUCUAGGAGCAAACACAGCAUUCAUGCUAAAGUUGGUGUGGUAAACCAAGAGAAUUUCAUUGUGUUCAAAAUUCAUCUGAGAUUAUGAGUGUGUGUGUGUGUCAGGGCUUUUAACACAACUAGCAGUAUUACUUGCAAGCAGAAGAUGUGGCAUUAAACUUUUAAAGACAAGUAAUAGGCAUCUGGGCUACUUUUCAUAUCUCUCUGUGAAAUUUUGGACUAUGUUGAAGAGUUAAUCUGUGAUAAUGAAAUAUAAAGAGUUGUUACAGUUUAUUAACUCAGUUUCCCAAACAGCUAAAGACUUGUUCUGUGUUAGAAAUAAAAUGAAAAUCUGAGUCAA